GUAUUUUUUUUUUUUUUGUCAUGCAAUAAGAUUUUUUUUCAUGGGUGAGCCCGUGAGAAGUCGCCGGUGAUUGCAUUUUUUUUUUUUAGCGUGGAGCGCCGGCACGUGACUAGCCUUUCCGCCUCAACUCCACAACAGCUGAAUAGAAUGGCACCUGUACUAGAACCACAAGCCAUGCAGUGCUACUAGAAGCCGUCAACAAAACGUGUUGAAAAACCACCACAAAUUGAAAUUCACCCAACCUUAGAAUUACUCUCAUGCUUGAUUGAAUGCACUUCAAAUGUUUGUUAAAAUGCUUGUUGCUGAUUAGCAAGUUCUUGUCAUCGAACCCGUUUCCCAUUUUACUAAUAAUAAAGCAAUUGCUGGUACGUACUCCAAGUGUUUGCUAAAAUGCUUAGUAGAAACAGGAUGCUUAUCAGAAGUUUGGUUUCGAGUUCAGUCCCUUGUACGAGAAACUUUUCAGGGACAGCCCCGCCUCCACGGCAGGUUCUGAAAACCGGAGAUACUUUAAGACAAACAAGGAUAUUCACAAACGAGGACGUUACUGCAUAUUCAAAGGCGAGUCAUGAUUCCAAUCCAUUGCAUUUCGAUUCUGAAUUUGCCCGGAAUGCUGGAUUUGAGGAUCGGCUUGUCCAUGGAAUGCUGGUUGCUGCUCUAUUUCCUCGGAUUAUUGCAUCCCACUUUCCUGGAGCCGUAUAUGUUUCUCAAAGCCUACAUUAUAAAAGCCCUGUAUAUAUUGGAGAUGCAGUUAUUGGAGAGGUACAAGCUACUAAUAUAAGAGAAAACAAGAGUAGAUACAUAGUCAAAUUCUCGACAAAGUGCUUCAAGAACGAUAAGCUUCUCGUUAUUGAUGGAGAGGCUGUGGCGAUUUUACCAAAUCUAGCUGCGGAGAAGGUGAAUGUUAUGGACUGAUGAACCUUCAGCAAAGGGCGCAGAUGGAUGUUGUCAGACUAAAAAUUUUGAAGGUGCUUUGCUUCGAUUACUUUCUAAUUUACGAGUCUUGGACCUCUUGGUAGAUAGGCCAAUGGAUUUGAUGACUCUUUUAGCUGUUUUCAAGGAUAGUUCUUUCCCUC
Populus euphratica (Euphrates poplar) is the source of this 1073-nucleotide messenger RNA. Its product is annotated as hydroxyacyl-thioester dehydratase type 2, mitochondrial-like. Gene Ontology annotation, biological process: fatty acid biosynthetic process. Gene Ontology annotation, cellular component: mitochondrion. NCBI's taxonomy places the organism in Eukaryota, Viridiplantae, Streptophyta, Magnoliopsida, Malpighiales, Salicaceae. The record is from RefSeq and is a predicted model, not a curated record. Bases 391 to 912 code for a protein of 173 amino acids. Gene Ontology annotation, molecular function: (3R)-hydroxyacyl-[acyl-carrier-protein] dehydratase activity. The transcript has 3 exons.